CAAUGUUCACCACUACCGGCUCGAGAGGACUCUAUAAAGCUCCCCUGUCAAAGUGCUUACUGGUGGUACCCACUGCUCUAACUGUGCUGCUGCUGCUCGCUGUGCCACAUUACCAGAAACUGUUCAUCUACAGCCUGCAGACCAUCAGACAGCACAAUCAGUUCUGGAGGCUGGUGAGCGGGAGGCUGAUUUGUCUGGAUGUAAAGGACACCUUCUGCAGCAGUCUGCUCAUUUACAACUUCCGCAUCUUUGAGAGGAGGUUCGGAAGUCACAAAUUUGCGUCUUUUCUGUUUGGAACCUGGAUUCUUUCUGGAUUUCUGGACUUCUUGUUGGUCGAGGCUCUCCACUUCAUCUUUGAGCUGCAGGUGGACGUGCUACCAGCCGGACUGUUGGGUCCAGUCUUUGCUCUUUUCGUGCCUUUCUACUGUUCAAUACCUCAAGUACAGGUCACUCAGCUUUUGGGCUACUUUUCUAUCAGCAACAAAACUCUCGUCUAUAUCGUGGGCCUACAGUUGCUGACUUCUAGCGCCUACAUGUGGGUUGUUGCUCUUAGCGGCUUGGUAUCGGGUGUGCUGUACUACAGUAACGUCAUGGCGCUGCAGCGGUUCCUGUGCGUCCCUCAGUGGCUGGCACGCUGCAGCUCUCGACUCCUGGAGCCAGUGUUUUCGGGUGCCGAGCCGAGUUCAGAAGCUUCUCUGGGCAUGGGCGCCACGCUGGACAUCCAGCGGCAACAGCGAAUGGACAUGCUGGAUCAACAACUGCUGCUGUCACAGCUUGCCCAGCUGAGGAGAAAUGCCCAGCAGCCACCGCCACUCCAGGGCGGACUGCUUAACCGACUGUUCCCAGGGUUGAGACACAGAGGUCCAAUUCGACGUCACACCCAACCACAUACAGCGGAUGCUCCAGUGGCUGAGGAACAGAUUGCGAGACUGAUGGAGAUGGGUUUCUCUCGAGUGGACGCUCAGGAGGCGUUACGAGUCUCCAACAAUGACAUCAACAUGGCCACCAACUUUCUGCUCCAGCACUGAGGCUGAGCGUGAGCAGGCAGAAGGAGAAAAAAAGGAAGUGCAGCUGUAACCGCUAGAAAACGUGAAGAGGCAGAACGUUCUAACACCACUAUGCAAGAAGAGGAAGUGUUCUAAAGAGCCAAGGACGGCACACAAACUGCGCUCUGAUUGGAUAGUGUUGGAUGCUGCUGAUUUCUGCGGUACUUCUAUCAAAAAAUGUGGAGAAGGACUCAUCAUGAUCUCAGGGCUUCUGUUCUCUAACCUCGUCGUCCUUGAUGUUCUUCGGUUCUGCACAUUCUAAUCAAGCUCUCGUUGGUGAUUUGUAAUUGUCUAAAGACUUUUGGGUGUGGAUGUUCUGUUGAGACUAACAUGGCAUUUGAAGAAUUUUUAUCCAUUGAUCAGCCCUGUUAGAGCCUGUGAACCUGUGAACCUAUCACAGCAGAGCAUGAGCCAUAAGAUAUAAAACAUUAUUUCACUUUGGUAUAACAUUGUCAUUAUUGCAUGUGAUUGAAUGGUAACGCUAGGGAUGCAUCAAGACUAGGGAUGCAUCAAUACCAUUUUUUCCCAACCGAGUACGAGUACAAGUACAUGUAUUUUUGUACUUUGCCGAUACCGAUACCGAUACCGAUACCAAUACCUAUUUAGAAUACCAUUUUUUUUUAAACAAAAACACACUUGAGAAGUGACGAGAAGUUUAAUGAUACCACGUCCAAAAAUGCACGUCAACAAGUAGCGAGUGAUCAAAGUGUUUGUGCGCUGAUGUGAUGAAAUCAAGGAGGAAAAAUAAAUGAAUCUGAGUGGAUUUGGCAACACGAAUAGCAUGGAUUGUUCUGUAGUGAGUUGGAGAUUAAUAAAUAUUUU
Messenger RNA from Trichomycterus rosablanca, 1868 nucleotides. RefSeq names its product UBA domain containing 2 (gene ubac2). Gene Ontology annotation, molecular function: serine-type endopeptidase activity; protein binding. The record is from RefSeq and is a predicted model, not a curated record. Bases 3 to 1028 code for a protein of 341 amino acids. The transcript is spliced from 9 exons. NCBI's taxonomy places the organism in Eukaryota, Metazoa, Chordata, Actinopteri, Siluriformes, Trichomycteridae.